AUGUCUGACUCUACAGACAAUAUUGAUCAUGAAAAAUCAUUUUCAUCAACAUCGGAUAAUUCAAUAUCUUUUAAACAAAAAACUGAAGAUAUUUUACAUUCAAUUGGAUUUCGUGCAAUGAUAUUUUUUCAAAUAUUAGCAUAUGGAUCAUAUUCUGUAUUAGUACAUUUAUGUGAAAAAGAUGGUGCUGUUGCAUUUUCAUCAACAACAAUGAAUUUUAUUCUUGAAUUUGUUAAAUUAAUCUUUUCAUUUUGUGCUUUAUUUUAUUUUACAUCUAUUAAUAUAAAUAUUUAUCCAAGUAAAAUACAAAUUAUAUCUUGGUUUAGACAAUCAUUACCAUAUUCAAUACCAGGCAUUCUAUAUUUUAUUAAUAAUAAUUUAGCUGUACAUAUGCAAGUUCAAAUGGAUCCAGCAUCAUAUCAAAUUUUAUCAAAUUUUAAAAUAUUAACAACAGCUAUUUUAUAUAGACUUAUUAUUAAACAUAAGCUAACAAGACAACAAUGGUUUGCACUUUCAUUACUGUUUUUUGGUGGAUUGGCUUACAGUUUUGGUAUUUACUGUUUUUUAUUUUUGAAUGUUUAA
Messenger RNA from Rotaria sp. Silwood1, 582 nucleotides. NCBI's taxonomy places the organism in Eukaryota, Metazoa, Rotifera, Eurotatoria, Philodinida, Philodinidae. The record is from the annotation of a GenBank genome assembly.